Podarcis lilfordi (Lilford's wall lizard) is the source of this 38831-nucleotide messenger RNA. The record is from the annotation of a GenBank genome assembly. Lineage: Eukaryota; Metazoa; Chordata; Lepidosauria; Squamata; Lacertidae.
GUGGGUGUGUUUUAAAUGUACAGUGUGUAUGCAUCCUGUGUUUUAGGCAGAAUGAAAAAGAGUAAAGUACAAAGAUGAAUUUUUUUACCCACAAUCACAUCCAACAGACAGUGAAAGAAUGUAUUUUUAGAAUCGGGGGCAGGUAUCAAUGGGAGCUCUUAGCUUGUAGCCUGGACUUCAUUUCAACAGAGAUUGAUGAAUCACUACAUACUUUUCUUCAGAUUGUUUUAUAAAGUGGGAGUGGUUCAAGGGGCGUGCAUGGGAUUUUUAUCUGCUCCUAACACAGAAUCCUCAGUAAACAAUAUAUGUGGAAAUUGUUGGAGUGGGACUUAGAGACUUCAUCCUGCACCAUGAGAAUGGAUCAGGGACAGAACGGAGACGAAGGCAGUAAGUAAACAAAGUCACGCUGUUCAGUAUGCCUUGCAAAAGCAGGCAAUUUGUCUAAAAGCAUGCUUUGUUCUGGGAAGUCGUUCUUCAGAAUCAACGGCUGUACACACUGUACAUUUAAAGUUCCCCCCACAAGAAUCUUGGGAAUUGUAGUUUGCUAAGCAUGCUGGGAACUGUAGCUCGGUUAGGGGUAAACUGCAGAUCCCAGGGUUCUCUGGAGAAUGGGGAAAUUUGUUUUUGAUGUAUGGUGUGUUCAUAGCCUUAGACUCGGCUUUGAAGUACAAUGUGUGGCUUGUGGUAAAUAAAUGCAGGUUUUCUGGUACAAUCUGAUGAAAAGUUGGCUAGUUGCAAUUUCUUUCAGAAAUGGGAGAGCAGGUAGAAUAAUACUGAUAUCUGGUUGAAAGCCCAGUGCAUGGUUUCCCUGGAUUUCUAUUUGAGUUGGAGCCAUUCAUUGACUUUUCACUAUCCUUUGAAUUCUGCCUUGCUGUUGCUUUGCACUUUCUGACAGCAAGAGUCCAUAGAAGGCGAUUUGGGCUUAAUGGUCAUUUCUCUAACCCAUAAGGGAAUGAUGUGUAAUUAACACAAGCAUCAUUUAAAGCUACCUCCUGCUCUUGUUUUGCAGAAGGUUGUCAAAUAGCCCUUUACAAGCAGGCUUAAUAACCAAAUCCCAUUGCUAGUAAAUGAAUGCACUGGUUAUUUUGAUGCUGACAUUAAAUGGUUGUUUCAGAAAGAGUUGGUAUUUCUGUCCAAGGGGAUGUCAUUCAGCAGCUUCAUACAUAUAGUUAAGAUCUAGUUGAGAACUUGGUUUAAAGGCUCCAUUUUCCUCUGCUUCAGAGGCUUUGUCUGAAAAAAGAAACAAAAGAAAGCAAUUUCCUAGUGUAUUUAAAGAAGUAUAAAUGCCUUAUUCCAUUCAAUUUAAAACUGAUCUCUCUUCUAAGGGGAAUUUUGUUUCAUCUUGUCCCUUUACACAUCUAUGAAUACAUAAAAGACCAUGUUUAUCGGUACUCUGUCCCGGUAAAAAGACUGUCCGUGUUUUGCCCCCUGGGAUAUAGCACAGGUCCCCAUUUUGUUAGUGUAAAUUAUUAAAGUGGUCAACCCACAGGUUUUAAUCCCUCCCAUGGGAUUCCAGAAUUUAAAUCUCUGAGUGGGAACUGGUAGAUUCGUCUUGAUACCAUUGUCCAAGCAUUAUAGAUAGACAGAAAGUGCCAAUUUCCUUCCUUCCUUCCUUCUUCUUCCUCUGAAACUAUUCAGGUGAGGAGGGCUCUAAAAACCCACUGUGGUAUAGUGGUUCGACUAGUGCUGGACUAUGACUGGAGAGACCAAAGGUCAAAUCCCCACUGAGCCAUGAAAUUCCCUGGAUGACUUUUUGGGUCAGUCACUGUGGGUUGCACCCAACAUUAGUCCUACACAGAGUAGGUCCACUGAAAUAAUUUGGGACCAUUAAUAUCAGUGGACCUACUCAACUAGCAUUGGCUACAAGCCUAUGUCUAACCUACCACACAGGGUAAUUGCAAAAAUACAAUUAGGGAGCGCCAUCGUACGCCAUCUUGAAAUGCUUCGAGGGAAGGCGGGGAUGAAUGUAGUAAAGAAAUAGCCAAUUGCUGCUAUUCUCUAAUGAGCACAAACAGAUCAAUGGUGGUAUUGAGCAUUAUAUUAAACACUCUUAAAUAUACCAGUAACAAGAGAAUAGACCUCUAUUAUGGUCUGUUAGGAAAAUAACCUAUUUUGAAAACCGGUGCCGGACAGACUGUUGCAGAGUAAAUUAAGCACACAAGAGUGUCCUUGUUUUCAUCUCUGAGAUGUUGGAGAAUAUGAAAGUGGAUGUGCAAUUUGGGGCUGAGCUGUAUUUGUCAAAGAUGAUCCAUCACAGACACAGAAAAGCUAUUGCAAGAUUACAGUUAUUACAGAUCAAAUCAGUAGUCCUAAGUGGGAAAUGGGGAGGUAUUUUUCUUGCAGAAAAGGAAUGGCUGGCGUGACCUGAAUCUUAUAGAUCGGGACAAUUUAUGUGAUUUGCCUUUUUACAUGCAGCACCUAGAAAAUAAAUGGCCUUAAUUUUGUGAGGUAGUGCGCAAGAUUGCAAUGGCUACACAUGCACGGUUUUGUUCCCUGGGCUGUCUCUUCUUCCAGAAACAAGCUGCUUUUUAAAAACUAGAAGAGUAUAAUUAAUGGCAGCUCAGGGAUUUGAGAAGGGUGGGGGAAAUACUAUGAAGACGUGUCUCAUGCAUAUUGCUGGAUUAUAUGGGCAAUGUGCUUGAAAUACUUGUUUACAGGGGGAUAUGAUUAUUAUUUUAUUUAUAACUAAAGUUCACCCCAUUUCUUAAAUGCAGUAAGAUGUAUGGGACAAACCUUGGAAAUUUGACAAAGCAUCAGAAUAGAUGAUAUUGGGGGCAUUUUCUGAAUUGUUCUGAGAUGCCUUCUUCUACAUCUUUGAGCCUGCUCAAACACCCACAUGCAGGCAAUUCAGCAGGCAGAUUACCUUAGUUUCUGAUUGUUCCUGGUAACUCACUGGUCCUGUUUUCCUAGAGUGUGUCAUUUGGUAAGAUGCUGAGAAUGUCUUAUAAACAUUGUGAAUGAGAAGCAACAUAUUGACUAUCUUAAGUUUUCAGCUCUUUCCCCUGUUCUCUAGAGGGGCAUAUGAUGCUGCCACACUGCUGCAGCUCUUCCAUCCCAUUCCCCCCUAAUAGCCACUCAUCCAUGCAACAGAUGUUGCCAAAGUGCUAGACUUGCAAUUGUUUUAGAAUAAGUUCAACUGGAUCCAUACUGCUACAAUUUUUAAAGACAGACAGACAGACAGACAGACAUCCACCCACCCACCCACCCACCACGUUUCAUAUAAACAAGCAGAAAAGAGCAUUCAGCAACUUGUAUGCUUUAAGCAACAUGCCACUUCACUCCUUUAUUUUUCACUAUUUAUUCAUUAUUGCAGCUCUAUCCCAACCUUUUCUCCCAGGAGCUCAAGGUGGUAUACUUGGUUAUCCACGUACCGUUUAAUCCCCAUGACGACUCUGUUGGCAGGUUAGCCUGAGAGGCAGUGACGGGCCCAAGGUCACCCAGGUGAACUCCUUGGCCAAGUGGGGAUCUGAACCCAGGUCAUAGUCCAACCCUGUAACCACUAUACCACACAGACUCCUUGAUUGUUAUGGGCCUGAAGCUGGGAUCACAUGUACAUCUGUCGCACAUAACAUCAUUUAUUUAUUUUUUGCUCUGGAUGUCGUAUAACGAUAAUGAAGGGGGAAGUUUUCAUUGACAUACAUAACGGCACAACAACUCUCAAUAUCUUCAUGUGUUUCACCAAGAGCUAUUGGAAAUGAACCCUUUAUUUCUUUGGGUUUUGACAGAGGUAUCACACAACUGCGGUCAAAUGCAUAUUAUGAAUAGAUGUGAAUACACCCUUUUCCAUUUUCCAAGCACACCCAACUUCUUUGUUCCAUUAACCUAGAACAAGGAGGCUGUAUUUACACACUAUUGUGACUUCCAACUGGAUUGCUAUAGCAACAAGUCUGUCUGCAAGUUGCAGACUACAAACAAGAACUAUUUAUAACUUUGUUAUUUCUGGUUAUUUACUAUAUCAUUAUUUUCAGGGCCGAUAUCUGGCACACAUGAGCAUAUUCUUCCUUCUAAAUUGACCUUUACUAUGGCAUUUACAAACUAUAUAGUGGUACCUCAGGUUAAGUACUUAAUUCGUUCCGGAGGUCCGUUCUUAACCUGAAACUGUUCUUAACCUGAAGCACCACUUUAGCUAAUGGGGCUUCCUGCUGCUGCCGUGCCGCUGGAGCACGAUUUCUAUUCUUAUCCUGAAGCAAAGUUCUUAACCUGAAGCACUAUUUCUGGGUUAGCGGAGUCUGUAACCUGAAGCAUAUGUAACCUGAAUCGUAUGUAACCCGAGGUACCACUAUAGCUCACUUUCAAGGCAAGCUGGACACAUUUGUGAGCAUUGUUAUACAACCAGCUUCAAACCAGUAGUUAAAGACCAUAGAAGGAGGGGAGGGGAGGCUUAAAGAAAAAUAAAACUCGAGUUCAUCUUCUUUUGCUUAAAUGUCGGAAAUGGCACCUACUAAACCUGGCGAUAAUGAAGGUUAGAGCUGCAAAGCUGGCUCACUGAUAGUAAAUCAGGCCUGGAUAGUGUGGUUUUAGCAUUCAUGGACUGUUAUCAUAAAAUCAUAGAAUUGUAGAGUUGUAAAGGUCUAUGCGUGUCAUCUAGUCCAACCCCCUGCAAUGCAGGAUUCUUUCAGCCAAUGUAGGGCUCCAACCAAUGACCCUGAAAUUAAGUGUCUCAUGUUCUACAAGUUCUCUAUGCAGUUUUAAUGUUGUUUUCUUCUCCAAUUUUGGUCACUCUAGAGACCCUUCAGGUCUGAAUAAUGGGUUAUUUAGUUAACAAAUAUACAUACUGUUAAAUGUAAGAAAUAUCAAAGCGGUGUACAGUGGUACCUCGGGUUAAGAACUUAAUUCAUUCUGGAGGUCCGUUCUUAACCUGAAACUGUUCUUAACCAGAGGUACCACUUUAGCUAAUGGGGCCUCCCGCUGCCACUGCGCCACAGCCACACAAUUUCUGUUCUCAUCCUGAACAAAGUUCUUAACUUGAAGCUCUAUUUCUGGGUUAGCAGAGUCUGUAACCUGAAGCGUCUGUAACCUGAAGCAUCUGUAACCCGAGGUACCACUGUAUAAAAUACAGAUACACAACAUAAUAAAAUAAAAUCAAUCUAAAACACAGCAUCACCAGCUUACAUUCACAGUGGCUAUCAGUAGGGUAGAUCAGUAAAACUAAUCAAGUAAACUCUGGGUGGCGGGGGUGGGGUGGCAUUUAGCAUGCACAGUAAAUAGGCAACUGUCAGCACAUGCCUAAUUUCCAGGGGGAAAGUGUUGUUGUUGUUGUUAAUUGAAUUUGUUAGUUGCUUUAUCCUGCCCAACCCAACCCAACCCAAAGUGACUUACAACCAACCAAACAGACAACCCCCACCCCCAGAUACAUUAAAACUAAUAGGAGAGGAAAUACAUCCCACCCACUUCUGAAAGGCCACUGAUGGUUAAAAACUAAAGGCUUGGUUAUAAAGGAAAGUAUUUACCUGGUGCCUGAAGACAUAUAAUGAUGGCACCAGGCAAGCCUCCCUGGGGAGAGCAUUCCGCAGAUGGGAAGCCAUUGCAGAAAGGCCCUUGCAUGCACAGGUGUUGUGAGCCUGACUACCAAUGACCGAAAGAUCACUCAUGAUUGACAACACCGUAUUGUUCAAAUCAGGCCACAACUUUAUUUAUUACAGAUGUUAAGGGCUUGGCAUAGGCACUGGGUUGUAACUGAUAUGGUUUGCUGAAUGGUAGACCAAGGGGUCAAAACAGUGCCAAGGAGGUCCUAUGACAUACAUCAAAUAGGUGCCACUAUGCCAGGAUCACUGGCUCAAGAAGUGCUAUGGCCCUUGCCCUUGCCCAGGUGUCUGGAGAGAAGCACCUUCUCCAAGGUCCCUUUAAGAGGAUACCCCAUUCCCUUGGAGGGGCAGGCAGAAGCUUACAACCUUCCCUCCAACCAGAACUAAGGUUUCUACCCAAUGCCUUACCCGCCACACAAGCCGGUCCAAAUUCUGGCUCGCCGCCAAUCUACUCACAAGCAACAUGUCAAAUCGGCUAGGAUAUCCAUAAGCCAAACAUCAUUCUCAGGUGCACAGAAUCUGGCCUGUCGGUUUUGCAAUGCCACAUUCCUUUGGACGUAAGAAGUAUGAUUGUGUUACCACCCUCUGGACUUCCCGUGGAAGGGGCACAUGAAGAAGAGCCUCAGAUGAUGAUUGCAGGGUCUGGGGUGGUUCAUAUGGGGAGAGCUGGUCUUGGAGGUAUUGUGGUCCUGAGCCGCUGAAGGCUUUUGAGAAAACUUGUGCCACCACACUGUUGGUUUCUGCUUUCCUUCACUGUGCAGCUCUGCUUGUCACGAGACAGGUGUUUACAUUCCACAGUCUGUACUGUUGGAGUUUCUCACGGGAAAGGGAGACUGGAUGUGACGUACACUGGUUUCCUGUUUUUCACUGUGUGAUUCUCUCCGAGCUGUCGAGGAGAGAGGAUGCAUUUUUUCUGCUCCGGCAGAGGCAAGAUGUCUUUCUGUAAUAUACCAGCUUUGAACUGUAAAUAAAGCAAUAUAGAGUAUGUAGCACGUAUUCCUCAUCCUUCCGCUGGGCACGACAGACUCUGCUUAAAUCAACACGUGGUUAUGGACUCCAGAGGUCGAAUCGGAGUGCCGGCAAAGGAUCGGAAUGCAGAGGGACAGAUCGGAAUGGAAUCUGCUCUGCGCGUAGAAGUGAUUGAUGAGGUAUGUGCUACUGCUCCGGGCAGCCUGCCAGCAUCAAGUUAAUGGCUUUAUGGCUGGACUUUGAACUUUUAAAGCCGGUUUUGCCGGGAAUAGGCAAAAGGCUCCCAGGCACAAGUCACUAUGCUGGGGAAAUCGAAAGUAACUUUUAAGUGUGCCUUUGUAAUAAGGCAGCUGCAGCAGUGACGCAGCAAGAAUUAAAGCAGCAUAUAUAUGACGCUGAAGGCCAAUGCCAGAGUCAUGAUGGCCCUUCAGGAUGCUUGUGGGAUUCCUAAGCUCAACAAGAAAAAUUACAGCGACUGGGUUCAGUAUGCAGAGGCAAUUCUGCGGAAAGAGGGUUUGUUUGAGGUGAUUACAGAAACCCCCAGUUCCAGUUACAGAUGCAUGGGAAGCUAAGGAUUCCAAAGCAAGGGAACUCUUACAUUGAUAGUAUCCUCAGAAGAGCUCUGUCUAUUGCGUGAUAAGACCUCAGCCAGAGAAAUUUGGGACGCUUUGAGAGAGGCUCACUUAAGGACAGAAGCUGGAUCUACUAUGUUUUACUUUAACAAGCUGCAUAAUAUGGCUCUUGCUGAAGGUGGAGAUGUGCGUUUACAUCUGAUGCAGAUGCAAAAUCUGAGACAUGAGCUGCAACAGAGAGGACUCAACUUUCCAGAGGCUGUGUAUUCUUUCAUGAUACUACAAUCUUUGGGUUCAGGUUGGGAGUCUGUUGCAACCCAGAUUGCUGUGCAACCAACUGCUCCGCUGACAGUGGACUUUGUUACUGCCGUGAUGUUAAAUGAAGCAGAUCGCCGGGUUGCUAGCUGCAUGGGCAAGGGGGAGUCUUCACAGACGUCAUCCCAUAGUGCAGUGGAACCACCAGAUGGCGCUAAAGCUUUGAAGGCAGUGAAAUGCUACUCGUGUGGACGUCUAGGCCAUAUGAAGAGGGAAUGCAGACAUCCCAGGGCCAAGACAGAGCAGCGCAGCGAAAGCUCAUCGCGCGGAAAAGGCCGAGGCAAAGGCAAAGGUCCGGUGUCUAGGACAACGCAGCACAAGGCUAUGGUUUCACGCUUCACUCCAAAGGUUGCAGAGGUCCAGAAGACGUCUAGAUCUUUCUUCGUUGUUGAUUCAGCGGCCACCCACCACAUGUGCAACGAUAAGAAACUGUUUAUGUCUUUUACACCGCAGGAAGGUGCGAUUCACCAGGCGGAUGACCACACUAUUCCCAGUAAAGGCUACGGAACUGUUGUUCUUCACAGUUUGGACUUAUCGAUACAGAAUGUGCUUUACGUGCCAGACGCCAAACAUAAUCUGCUCAGCGUUGGACAGCUGAAUGAGCGGAACAUUGACGUUUCCUUCAAGAACAAGAAGUGCAUCAUCACAAAGAAAAAUGAUUAUGUAUUGCAUGCAGAAUAUGUUGAUCGUUUGUUUGUUUUGUAUUAUGAUGAUGUGGUGCAGGAUGACACUUGUUGCAUUGCAGGUUCUAACAAAAGUUUGCAUGCAGAAUGUAUUCACGAUUUUCAUCGAAAAUUUGGUCAUUUGCAUUUUGAGGCAGUAUCUAAAAUGCCUGCCUUGGUUGAAGGUAUGACUAUUAAACCCUGCAGGUACCACAUGAAGUGCAAAGCAUGCGCAGCAAACAAGGUGAAAAUGGCUGCGAAAGGUAAGGUGUCUAGUAGGAAAGCUACAGAACCAUACCAGGUUGUUCAUGCUGAUUUGGUUGGACCACUAGCGCCCUCUUUGGGUGGGAAUAGAUACUUCAUGGUUCUCAUUGAUGCAUUUUCUAGAUAUAUUUUUGUGUACAAUCUCAAGCAGAAAUCGGAGGCUUUUCCUAGGUUCAAGGAAUUCUGUGCUUGGUUGGAAAAUGUGCAUGGUAAGAAGAUAAAGACUCUUUUCAGUGAUCGCUGGGGAAUUCACUUCUCAGCAGUUUGAAGCUUUUCUGACUGAGAAAGGAAUUCAACACGAUUUGUCUAGUCCUCGCUCGCCAUGGCAGAAUGGACUUGCGGAACGGGCAAAUCAGACUUUGCUUCAAGGGUUAAAAACCUUGCUGCAUGAUGCCAAUCUUCCAGAGAGUUAUUGGGCCGAAUCUCUCUCGUGUUUUGUUUACAGUUACAAUCGCAGGUUAUCUUCAGCGAUUGGUUGUACUUCUAUGAGAAGAUGUUUGGCAAGAAGCCAUACAUCAAACACAUGAAGAUUUUUGGUUCUGACAUGUGGGUUCGCUCACCACAAAACUCCAAGUUAGACAAGCGUGGAUUGCAUGGUAUCUUUCUAGGUUAUCAGAAAGGGUCUUACAGAAUAAUGAUGACUGACUCUAAGACAAUUAAGCUCACGAGAAGUGUUGAGUACAAUGCAAAGUGGGGAGAGAAUGUGGGAAUUUUCCAAUGUUAUCCUGAUGACGGUGAUGAGACUGAGGAUAGUCAAAAGCAACCACAACAACCCACACCCACUGAUGAAGGUUCUGAGUCUGAAUCUGAAACUGAAUCGGGUGAUUCAGAGGAUUUCGAGAGUGCGAAAGCCUCUAUGCGACCCUCUGAAAGCUCUGAUCAAGAAUUGGAGGAACCAUUGUUCACAAUAGGUCGUUUUUCUCCUAAGAAGGAAGAGGAGAGUGUUGAAGACUUAAGGCUAAUUCGUAGGUCACAGAGAGCCACAAAAGGCAAACCUCCAAAGAGAUUUGCUGAUGAGUUUGCUAAGAUAGCAGUAACAGCUGUUAAAAGCUCCAAGAAGGUAUUUGAACCUUCAAGUUUCCAAGAAAUCCAGGAUUUGGAUUCAAAGGAAGCUGAGCCAUGGUUAAAUGCCAUGAAGGCUGAGCUUGAUUCCUUAGAAAGGAACAAAACAUGGGAGCUAGUUCCAGUAGUUCCAGGAAUGAAACUGCUUGGAAGCAAAUGGGUCUUCAAAGCGAAGACAGAUCAAAAUGGCAAGAUAGUCAGACACAAAGCCAGAUUGGUAGCCAGAGGUUUUGCACAGGUACCAGGUGAAGACUAUCACGAGACCUAUUCACCCACAGUGAGAUAUGAAAGCAUUAGGCUUAUGCUUAAGCUUAGCUGCAGAGGAAAAUCUACACAUUAGUCACCAUGAUAUUAAUACAGCUUUUCUGUACGGAUCUCUAGAUGAAUCACUUUAUAUGCUUCCACCUGAUGGCGUACAGGUAAAACAGGGAUUUGUUUGUGCUCUGAAGAAAUCCCUUUAUGGUCUCAAACAAAGUGCACGGUGUUGGCACACAAACUCACUGAAGUAUUGUUUUCUAGGUUUUCAGCAAGGGAAAGCUGAUCCAUGUGUAUUUGUCAAAGAGGAGGGGCAAAAGAAACUGUACUGUUUGUUUUAUGUUGAUGAUUUAUUAUUCUUUUGGAAAGAUGUCGCAAUGUACAAUAGCGCCCUAGCUCAACUGAAAGAGCACUUUGACAUGAAAGAUCUUGGUGAGGUAAACAACUACCCAUCUCUGGAAAUAGAGAGAGAUCAAGAUGGUAACAUUCUAGUACACCAGUCACGGAAAAUUGCUGAUGUGUUAAGCAAACUAAAUCUGAUGGAUGCUAACCCUGUAGACACACCGAUGACAACAGGUUAUCAGGUAGAUGACACUGAAGAAGCAUUUUCUGACACUACACUGUACAGGAGUGUGCUAGGCAAGCUAAACUUCAUUGCCAGAUGUUCAAGACCAGACAUUGCUGUUAGCUGUAAUUUGCUAAGCAGACAAGUCAACAAUCCUAGUGUCAAGGAUUGGAAAGUUCUGAAACGCAUAGCGCGGUAUUUGAAAGGCACUAUGCAUUACAGACUGAGAUUUAGCAAUCAGAAGUCUGGUGGUCUUGAGAUAUUUGCAGAUGCAAGUUUUGGAAGUGACACUACAGACAGGAAAAGUACGUCUGGAGUUUGCUACAUGUACAAUCAGAGUCUGUUUGAUUGGUCAUGCAAGAAGCAAACAACAGUUAGCUUAAGUACUUGUGAAGCCGAACUAAAUGCACUGUCUUAUUCACUUAAGGAUUGUGAAUGGUUAGUACAAUUGUGCAAAGAUAUGAAAAUUCCUGUCAAAUGUCCAAUCCAGGUUUACCAGGACAACAAAGCAUGUUUGGCUUUGCUGAAGUCUGAAGGUUGUAAGCAAAGCACAAAGCACUUACAAUUAAAGUUGCAGCAUGCUAGGGAAUGUAUUCAGAAGGGACUCGUAACGGUGUCCUAUAUGCCAGGUAAUGAAAUUCCUGCUGAUGUAUUGUCCAAGAUUGUAUCAAGGGAUCAACACUGUACCUAUGUGCAGAAGUUGGGUUUGUACUGAUACUGUACGAACACGCUGCCCAGUGAUGUUCACAGAAAAGGGGAGGAUGUUGGUUUCUGCUUUCCUUCACUGUGCAGCUCUGCUUGUCACGAGACAGGUGUUUACAUUCCACAGUCUGUACUGUUGGAGUUUCUCACGGGAAAGGAGACUGGAUGUGACGUACACUGGUUUCCUGUUUUUCACUGUGUGAUUCUCUCCGAGCUGUCGAGGAGAGAGGAUGCAUUUUUCUGCUCCGGCAGAGGCAAGAUGUCUUUCUGUAAUAUACCAGCUUUGAACUGUAAAUAAAGCAAUAUAGAGUAUGUAGCACGUAUUCCUCAUCCUUCCGCUGGGCACGACAGACUCUGCUUAAAUCAACAGUAUUGUGGUCCUGAGCCGCUGAAGGCUUUUGAGAAAACUUGUGCCACCACACUAAAGAUGGAUGGCAGGACUAUGAAGCACCACCAGGACAACCUCAUCAGAGAACUAUGGCAGUCAAAUGGCUAUGGAGGGGAGAGGUGGCUUCUCAGUUAAAUUUCUGUAUAGACUCCAGCUUGACCAUUUCCACCAAAGAGCUCAUAAAUCUUGGGUAUGUGUGGGAUAGUACAACGGUCCCUUGAUGAGCAUUUGACAGGCCACAGUUCAUAACAUUCAGUACCAAUACUGCUGAAGUAGCGCAGGCCUUUUCUAAACAGAUUCUGGAAACGAGAUAGGCUACUAGCUCCCUCUUGCCCUGCUGGACUCAGAAAACCUGGAAGCAGUUCUGAGUCCACAUUUAUUUUUUUUAAGCAAGGGAAAAAUUGAUUUGAUUAAAGGUUUUGGGUUCUUUUUUUUAAGCUAUCAAAAACUCCUGCAGCAUAACCUACUUGUGUUCUCCAGCCUAGUGCUAGUGUAGCUAUUGCAGUUCCCUCCAGAUGUUGAUGGACUCCAUCAGCUGCAGUCAACAUGGGCAAGGGGUGAUGGGUGUUGGUGUCAAAAGGUACCACUGGUCUAGUGAGAUCAUCUGUAAUAAAGGAAGCUAGAAAUUGCUUGUGUCCGGAUCAAUUCUUUUUUUGCCCUCUACCUCUAGACCACAGUAUUGUAUUAAAGCAAGAGAAAUGGACUGGUGUUUUGUACGUAGAAGAAUAGAGAGAUUAUUUUUGUCCUAGUGAAUAACUGUGAAUGCUUUCAGCAGAAAGGUCCACUUUAUCAAAUUGAUGAAUGAUGUCAUCAAGUCACUUUCCCCAGUGUUAGAAUUGUACAUUGUUAGCAAGUGGCAUUUCCUGGAGCUUCUGCAUGUAUAUAUAUAUUCUUGUAUGGACCUUCAAAAUGGCACAAAGCACUCUAGUGUGAUGGUUACUGAGUGCAUUGUUUCUGCAUUAGGAAUCAUGAGCACCUAUUGUUACAGCUCAGCAAAGGGCAUAUUUUUAGAAGAGCACAUGAAUCAAAGAAACAUCUGGUGCCCUAAGAUUACUUUCAGGCAAUUCUAAACUCUUGCAUUAAAAAGGCAAUGACUGUUGCUAAAAAAUAAAGUCUGAGAUCCUAGAAUUCAGAACAUAUGAUUAUACAAAAAAGAAACCCAAAAUAUACGAUAAUUUGACUAAAUAUUCCACUCAUAUUUAUGUCUAAAACAGCUACCCUGGAACUGGAAUCAGAGCCUGAAAGUCCUUUAGCACCUCCUGCAGAUCUGUUAGAGCCACUGGGUCAUUAUGAGUGGACUUUCCGAGAUCUUGGUAAGUAUGCAUUGAUAUCAUGGCCCCCCUAGAAAAAUAUUGUUAAGUCGCUUUAAAAUAUUGUAAGCCACUUUGAGCUGCAGUGGCAAAAAAUGCGACUAGUAAAUUAAAUAGAUAAGCAAAUAAACAAACAAUAGAAUCUCAGCCUAAAGACUUUGGGGAUGGAUUCAGACUUGCCCUCUUGCAAAUGGAGGCUCCUUCCAUUCAUGAAAGGGUGGUCCCACUGAAGGAAAGGCAGGGCAACUUUCCGCUGUUCCUGAAGGUCCCCCAAUCCUUUGGAGCAGGUUUUCAGGGGAUCCUGAGUUUUGCAAUGCAGAAUCAGCAGCAACGAUCUGCUCCCUCAAACAGAGAAGAGUUCUCCCUAGAACUAGUCUGGAUCCAACCCAAUCGAUGCAUUACUGCCAAAGAACAAUACGUUAUACAGUGGUACCUCGGGCUAAGUACUUAAUUCGUUCCGGAGGUCCGUUCUUAACCUGAAACUGUUCUUAACCUGAAGCACCACUUUAGCUAAUGGGGCAUCCUGCUGCUGCUGCGCCGCCGGAGCACAAUUUCUGUUCUCACCCUGAAGCAAAGUUCUUAACCUGAGGUACUAUUUCUGGGUUAGCGGAGUCUGUAACCUGAAGUGUCUGUAACCCGAGGUACCACUGUAAUGCAAUGCAAGUUUCUACUUGCUACCGUGGAAUGUCUUGGGCUGGCACUGUAUGAUGGAAGUACCCAAGGCUGCCUCCAUAGCACAUCUGUAACCAUGGCCAAUAGAGCUCACCUAGCUGAGAAUCUGUGCAGAAAACCCUUUCACUGACUAUCAGCCGAAAGAACUAGAGAAAGGUGGGAUUCCAUUUUCAGACAGAAUAUAUAUUUGACAGAUAGAUGCUGCAUGUUAAUUACAACAGUUAAAAAUGUGUAUCAAGGUCUGUUCAUAUGUUUCCCUGGUUCAUUUAGUUGCCAAUGGCCAGAAGAUAGAAAGCAGAAUGAUGAGAAUUAUUAUUAUUAUUAUUAUUAUUUAGUCGUUUAGUUGUGUCCGACUCUUAUUGACCCCAUGGACCAGAGCACACCAGGCACUUCUGUCUUCCACUGCUUCCUACAGCUUGGUCAAAUUCAUCCUGGUAGCUUCGAGAACACUAUCCAACCAUCAUGUCCUCUGUCGUCCCCUUCUCCUUGUGCCCUCCAUCUUUCCCAACAUCAGGGUCUUUUUCAGGGAGUCUUCUCUUCUUAUGAGGUGGCCAAAGUAUUGGAGCCUCAGCUUCAGGAUCUGUCCUUCCAGUGAGCACUCAGGGCUGAUUUCCUUAAGAAUGGAUAAGUUUGAUCUUCUUGCAGUCCAUGGGACUCUUCUUCUUCUUCUUCUUCUUCUUCUUCUUCUUCUUCUUCUUCUUCUUCUUCUUCUUCGCCUCAGCUCUAUGGGGGAUUUUCCUUAGCUUUCAGGUUUUCACUGUUAUCCCACCCCACCCGCUUUGUCAGCACCAGGAAAUCAUUGAAGAUGAAGGCUAAUUCUUCUUUAAAUUCUCCCAUCUAGGCAGAAAAAAAUUAGUUCCGCCUCCAGAGGUAAUGCAAAAGUUUAGCGAACAGAGAAACAACCCAGUGUUUCUGCAAUGCAGGUAAGAAAUGUUUGUUUAUUUUCCUUGUCUUGGAAAGCUGCCUUUCUAAGGUCCUAGCACUGGUAUGAAUCACACCCCACGCCCUGCAAAAAAGGUGCAAGUACCCACAGACUGAAUCUCCUGAGCCUAUAGGAUUGGGCCAAGCAAAAAUUCUUUGGUGGCUGGUGCCUAUUGAGAUGGUUAGGGCAGAAGACUGGCUGGCCAACAGUAGCUAGAGUCAUAAAAUCAUAGAAUCUUAGAGUUGGAAGGGACCCCAAGGGUCAACUAGUCCAAACCCCUGCAAUGCAAAGGCAAUUACAGGUUUUCCUUGUUUCAUUCCCACCCUCUAAACUGCUGAUCUCUAAAAGGAUGAAGUGGAAGCUAAGCAGGAGGAAGUUGACAGCCAGGGCCACCCCUAGGCUAGUUGUAAUAAAAAAAAGGGGGGGCAGGCAUUUGGGAUGCUGGCUUAAGGCAGACUGAGGUUAGUGGGGCAGCACCCAAUUUGCCCUAAUGGACCACAGUGGGCAUGUUUGCACCAGGAACUUGCUACUCCAUAGAGUCAGCCACUCCUCUCCCCCAGCCACUACAUUAAGCCCAUGCUGUUUGCCUCUAGUCAUUUUGUUCCAGGCAGCAAUGGUCAGGUGGUUCGUGUGAUGGCCCUGUUUUGAGCAAAGUGCACAGAACCAGCUGCUGAGAAUGGAUGGGGCUUUCAAAACUCCAUCGUUAGGAUCCAUUUGCCUCUACAUAAAAGGAGCAAGAUUAUACGUGUCUGUGUGUUUCAGAGGUUUUGCGCUGCCUGUAAUCUUUAGAACGGGGCUGUCGAGAAAAGGCAUAUCAAUAUAAUUUGACAGAGAUAAGGAAACUGCAACCAGCCUAGAGCACAAGAAUAUUAGAUAAGAACAGGCAUGUUAUUUAAUAAUUUGUUUUGGUUAACUUGAGGCUGGCAGUGAUUUUUAUUCCCCACCCAUUCAUUAUUGUGUUAUGGACACUGAGAGAGCCCUGACGGCAACGUCAUAGAGGCCGUGUAUCGCACCAAGAGAUGUGAUUGCCUUCACUUCUUCAUUCCAUGUUUGCAUUUUUGGAGCUCCUGAACGACUGCUACGGGUAUUAAAUUCAUUUAUGUAUGGUUUAGAAACGAGUGUGUGCUGUGCCGUUAAUCCACAGGAUCCCAAGAAUGACAGAUGACAUGGCCAGAAAUGCGCUCUUCAGCUUUGUCGAUUCCAAAUGUUGCUAUGGCAACAGAGCUGCAGGAGAGCUUGUCAUUCAGGAACUGAAGCCGCAAACAUUGUACAGGGUGAGUAUCCCCAGAUGCGCUUCCAACAGGUGUAAAUUAGACAAGAGUUAGGGAAGGGAAGUGGCUUGAUGCAGACAUUUAAGCACUCCAAUCCAUCUGAUUGAUUUCAGUGGGACUUUAGCAGCGUCUCAUAGCUAAAAAUAUUUACCAGGCACAUGCUCUCCACUGAGGUCUCUUCCCUUUAAUCUUCAGUGCGCAGGUUAUUCAGUCUGCAUUUGCUCAGAGGCAUGCUUCCAGGAGCAGAGGGUGGGGCAGGGUGUUGCUUACCUGACCUGGCAGCAGAAUUGCUUUUGCUUGUCAGGAAUAGGAGUGGGAGGGGCAAGGCGGUGGGGAAGUCUGUGCUGUGCAAAUGCACCUGCAGGAACAACAUGCUGGCUUCAUUGAUGUGUUUGCACAGCUCCAGCCACCCUGGCAUCUUGAUCCUCCCACUCUCCCUCUUGGUAAGCAGGAGCAAUUGUGCUGCCAGGAGGCCAGGUAAGCACUGCUGCCCCACCCUGCCCUCACUGCUGCAACCCUCUUAAUGAUUAUUUCAUAUACCUGAGGGCCAGGACGGGCCCAAGGCAUUUUGGCACCGGAGGCGAACCACAAAAUGGUGCCCCUCACCCUGUGUCAGGAUGUAAAGUCAGUUGGAGUCAGUUGUAAAGGUAAAGAUAAAGGGACCCCUGACCAUUAGGUCCAGUCAUGGACAACUCUGGGGUUGCAGCGCUCAUCUCGCUUUAUUGGCCGAUGGAGCUGGCGUACAGCUUCCAGGUCAUGUGGCCAACAUCACUAAGCUGCUUCUGGCGAACCAGAGCAGCGAACGGAAACACUGUUUACCUUCCCGCUGGAGUGGUACCUAUUUAUCUACUUGCACUUUGACAUGCUUUCGAACUGCUAGGUUGGCAGGAGCAGGGACCGAGCAACGGGAGCUCACCCCGUCGCGGGGAUUCGAACCUCCAACCUUCUGAUCAGCAAGCCCUAGGCUCUGUGGUUUAACCCACAGUGCCACCUGCGUCCCUAUGGAGUCAGUUGUAGGUCAGCAAUAAAACAAUAAAUCAACCAAGGCCAGUGACUCUUUAUUCAAGGAAACAAAUUGCAGCUCCAGCCCAGUGGUCUCAGCAACCCUUUCCUGGACCUCUUGCCCUGAUGAAGCAGUUGCGAGGGCGGAAAGUCCCCACCUUUCUAGUGCUGACUAGGACUCUUCCUCUCCAAGCUGCAUCUGGGCAUAACCAUCCUCUGCUCUGGCCUUUUCAUUUCUCAGUGUGUUCUACAAUCCCAGGGGGAAGGGGAGCUGGAUACAGCAGGAGGAGAGACUCCCUGACUUCUUCUGCAGCAGGCCUCUCUGCCUCUUGGCCCCACUCCCUACAGCCCCCGCUGCUACCUCUGAGUCUGAACCGUGCUCUGCCACAGCCUCUUCCUGCUCACUAAGUCCUGUUACCUCUUCAGCUUCCGACACACCCUCCUCCCAGUCUGCUCCCUCUGACCACUCAUCAUCGUCCCACCACAAAUCCUCUGGCUCUGAGCCUUCUUCCCCUGGGGGUUCCCCAGCUGGUGCCUCCCACCAUUCCUCUGCAUCCAGCCAGUCCAUGACCCCCCCCCCACCAGGGAAGAAAAGGGGAGUGAUGAUCUACAUCAGGAACAAUGGGGGGGGGGGAAAUAAAGAUCAACAUUGGGAACAGGAUUUGGGAGAAGACCAACAGUGCCUCCUAUUCACUGAGAGGCCACUGUGGAGGAAACAUUAGGGCGGCGGGGGGAGGCUGUGAAGGAGGUGGUAGAUGUGGCCUUCAAGGAGCUGCAGCUGUCUCUAGCACUGUGGCAGGUGACGCAUUCCUUGCAGACUGCCACUUGGUGGAUCCUGCUGCUGAGGCAGUCACCUCAUUUUGCCUCAUGGGUGGGCCACUCUUGCCGAGACCUAAGUCUCAUAAAUAAAAACUGGUUCAUGUACAUGAGUCUUGGUGACCAGUGGCACAAAAUGAACAUGCCAAAUUUGGUUUGUGAGAGGCUGAGAUUACUUUAUUGUUGUGAGAUGACUGAGAAUAUGAGGAACAGGAGGGCAAUGAAGCAGAGAUAUGAUGAAGCGGAGAGGUGGGGAGAAAUUUGCUCCUUGUUCAAUUACUUUCAGGAGUUGUGGGAUGGCAUGGCAGGCCACUGGUCCAUCACAGACUACCAUCUCAAAAUGUCCCCAGACAACUCUACUUGCUGAGCACGGCUUAAAGUGAACAAAAUAUUUCCUAUUUACUUUCAGUGAUAAUUACAGUUUCUAGUAAUUGCAUUUAAUUACAAUAUUUAUUUCUCCACAGUAUCGGCUGGAAACCUUUACUGAAACAAGAUUAUGUGAAUGGACUUUUGAGCCUUAUACCAGUGAGUAAUUUUCAUGAAUAGUGAAUCAUCCAUUUUGAUUGCAGUUGUGUCAUUGUAAUCCAAUGUAAUUUGUCACCUAAUCAUGCUUUGUACAGAGCCCUAAAAAAUCUAGCUUCAUUUUACUUACAACCAUUCUGUCAUAACUGAUAGUGAGCACACAGCCACGUGGAUGGCUGAUUCCCUGUAACACCUGUCCAUGAAAUCAGGAGAAUUUGUUCACACUUUAAGCGAACCUACCACACCCACAGAAUCAAUAUAUGAAUCAAAACAACUUCUCCUUCAAAAUCCAAACUAUUUGUAACGUAAUUCUCCAGUAAAAGAAUGUGCACAGAAAUGUGCAUAAUAGUGAAAAAAUGAAAAUAACAUACAAAAUGCAUGCAAUUAAGGGAGAAUUCCUUGCAGAAAAAUACACACACUAGGCUGUGGUUUUUCAACGUGAUGCCCAUGGGUAUCAUGGGGCCUGCAAAGGGCUUCAGUGGUGCCCUCAAGCUUGGGAGGCAGACUCAGGGAUUUCUUUUCUUUUUUCUUUUUAAAAAGGAAGUCCUAGAAAUAAAGCUAUGAAGCAAAAUGUGCAGUUAUCCUUCUAAGUGAUUUCUGGAAAUAAGUGAGCCUGUCAGUGUUUUCAGCCAAUGGGCGAAGUCAGAGCUGUCAUUGAUAAGUGAGGUGUGUGAACACCAGGCAACAGGAACCCCUGGGUUCCUAAAGAGCUUAUGUUUUCCUCUUCCCUUUGCGUGUUCAGACCUUUAAACCUUCCCCUUAAAUAAAUUCAGACAAGACUCAAAUUUUGGUUUGGUUUUUGGCAGAAUUUAGGCCACAACUUUAUUGAUUACAGCAAGUGAGUGGUUGCAUAGGCUCUGGUUCAACUAGCUCCCUGCACCCUUGCAGGCAGCGCUGACCCAGGGCACCAGUAUAGGUCAGCCUAGGGCGAACACCUGGAUAAGCGGAAAGUUGGGAACAGGCUAUGUCCACCAACCAAAUGUCCCCCUGAACUCAGGCACGGGCACAACCCCCUCUCAGGGGUUGACCAAACCAUUGAGUCCCUGGAUUCCUUUAACACAAUACCCUUCAUAUAGGGAUGGCGAGAGUGUUCCCCCAUCCCUAUCACCUGAAGCAGAGCCUAUCCGCAACCUUACAAGUUGUGAUGAUUUGCUACGUGGCAGGUGAAACCCAAAUGGCAACAGCCAAUCAGCCAAGUGGGGAAAUUCCUGCCGUGCCCCAGUUCCAACGACAGACGACACAAGACGGCAUAGCAAGGUCAAACGCAACAAGCCCUGAAAGUAGGGAGAGGUGGGCGGGUAUUCCGAUGCACAAACCGAAAGAGGAAGCUCUGGGUCCCUUGAUCCCUUUAGGCUGAGUCCCAUUGGCCUGAUUAAACCCAGCAUCAAGGGACCUACCAACUGGGUGCUGUGGCUAUCCAAACGUACCCACCCACAGCACAGGGUUUGGUGGCCAGGUCUCACCACAACACGUGCUCUCUUUUAGGGAGGACCCGAUUUAGUGCACUUUUCCUGCAUCUGUCUUGCUUUCUAGUAGUCCUUGGAAUUUCCAUACUUCGCCUUUCCAUUCUUCCUAGCAACCAGGAUGUGUUUUUUUCCUGUGAAGGGUUCAUCUGAGAUCAGGUACUCUCUAAAAUUUACUGUUUGCAGAAUAAGUGGGAAGUGAAUGUUAAGCAAUCCCCUCCCCCAAUGGCAAAUGCAAAACGUGAUAACUUUGCAGAGAAGCUUAUACAGUGGUACCUCGGGUUACAAACGCUUCGGGUUACGAACUCCGCUAACCCAGAAGUAGUUGCUCCAGGUUGCAAACUUUGCCACAGGAUGGUGGCGCCGCGGCAGCCGGAGGCCCGUUAGCGAAAGCAUGCCUCAGGUUAAGAACAGUUUCGGGUUAAGAACGGACCUCCAGAACAAAUUAAGUUUGUAACCUGAGGUACCACUGUACAGAUAUCCUGCUGUGCGGGAGCUGAUGUUCGGGCACGCUUUAAGAAUUCACUGCACAACUUACAGUACAGUGGUAUACAUGUCUACUUCAGAAGUUAGAUGAGUCCUGGCCUUUGACACCAGAAAUUUAACAGACAAUCUGAAUGCUGUUAACACUUCCAAAAUAAUCAACAGAGGGCAAAGGGAAACUGGUAUCUCAUAUGCCAAUCAAUAUAUCUCUAAAUAUUUCAGAAGCUGAUGAUUCUUGCCUCUCAAACAGAUUGCUUCCAUGCCACGAACAUUUCAUAAAGCAUUCAGUUUUUGUUCAUUUUGUGCAUAAUAUGUUCCUUCAUAUCAGUGCUUUUUUUCUGGAGGUAUGCUGGGGUACGCAUACCCCUAAACAUUUUGUGAAUAUUUGUACUUGUGUUCAUUUACUGUAUUUAAUUUUCCUGAUUUGAGCUAUAAAACGGUGAUUUUCUUGAGUCAAAAUGAGAGUAACCCUAAGCAUUUUUUUUUUUUAGAAAAAAGCACUGCUUCAUAUGAUUGUCAGAUCAUUUGAACUUUGACUCAGCACAGAAAAGUUCCCAGUUACUUUAGGAAAAGGCCUUUCCUUCAAGUUAUCACGGGCUCACAAAAGAACCCAAAGUUAAAAGAAAAAAGGUUGCUUGUACUAUCAGUAUUAUAAAGGUGAAGUGUAAUGGCUUUCCUGGAAAAGUAAUAAACUCCUACUAAAGUGAUUGGCACGGCCUGUUGUACAAAGCAGCUGAGAGUUGCUGAAGAGAGCUGAAAGGUUCUCUUUACUAACUUCAUCCCCCUCCCCAGUUUUGUGGGGGCUUUGUGAUGUCUUUGGGUAGCUGGAGGCAGCCAUUAUUGCUAUUCAAAAAGGCAACUCUUCUCUAGAAACUUCUUGCAAAGUGUGAAAUACCCCAGUGCCUGUCAAGGAGCUCAGACAAACAUCCCUGGAAAGAAUGAAUUCACUUAUUGAUCCAAAGGAGCAGUCUGGACAAAGAAACUGCACAGAUAAUCUCUGCACAACUUGAUGAACCCCUAGAAAACUUGAACAUUAUAUCUGGAUCUUGGGUCCACUAGACAAAUGUAACUCAGCAUGGAAAAAAUAUAGCUACUGAAUAGCUAGCUGUAUUAUCUAUUUUAACUAAGAACUCUUUCGAUAAUUUAGUUUAAUGGAUAUAUUAAUCAAGGAUCUAAAAUGUGGAACUAUAUAUUCACAUGGUACUCAAUUUUUAGUCACAUUAAGCAAAGUUUUUUCAAAAGAAUUCUAGUAUUCCCUCUAAUUAUAAUAAGAAGGGUGAGCAGCAAUAUGCCGAUCAGGGUGAAGCAAAACAGGACCGCCUGUAAACAAAGCAGAGAUUUCUCUGUUCCAUCUACUAUUUGAUUUCAAUGGGCUUAAGUGGUGUUUGGGUUCAGAUUAUGGUCUCUAGGCUUGCUAAAAUAUUGUGUUUAUGUUAUUUCUUUCUAUCAGAUAUUUUGGUAGAUGGGCCACAAAAUGGCACAUCUCCUCAACCAUGGGAUAUUAAAGUCCAAGUUCCACAGAUGUUUCAGGAAGAUACAAAAAAGUUUCGCAUUCCUCACUCUUCUUUAGUAAAGGUAAUUUGUCAAUCAUGGGUUGAAAAUCAAGCAUUAAGUCACAUUAUUAUACCUCAGUUAUGCUGGUUUCUUGAUCUGCUUUAUCACACAGCUCUGUGAUGGUUAAUAUUUUGUAGGUGGUUUUCAUUUACAUACCCUUUGCUUUCAUUUGCCGUAGGUAAAAAAUUCUGUUGCCCUUGGUAGUUCAGUUAGGCUGCCACAGUCAUUCCCUUGAACGAAAUGAGACUUACCUCUGAGUAGACAUGCAUAGGAUUGUACUGUUCUGCUUCCCCAGUUAAGGCACCACCAUUCAUUUUGUUUAAGACAAUGGCAUGCAAUUGCUGGAAAUACUUGGCAGAAAUCUGUAUUUGUGCACCAUUUAUAUUUCAGGAAUGCCACAAGUGUCAUGGUCGUGGCCGAUACAAAUGCAGUGGGUGUCAUGGUGCAGGCAGAGUGAGUAUUGGCUGCGUCCUCUCCAGUUCAAUUCCUUCUUUCUUCUGUGUUCUCAGUGUUAUCACUUGUGCCACUUGUACAGCAAUCCUGUUUAGUCAUUUCAUGUUGUAAUCUGUGUUGAAAAAUCCAUAUAUAUACCAGAAGGAAAGCAGUGCCUUGCAUACUUAAAAAUACCAAAUGUGUUGGGGAAUGGCAUGUUCAGGCAGACAUUUCUGACAUUUGGGGGAAAGCUGUUACUUCUAGAACCGCAUAGCUAUCAACUUACAGAUUUGAAAAUAAGGGACCAGCAGCCUUGAAAAUAAGGGAUCAGCAGCCAAAAUAAGGGAUUUUCUGAGCACAGGUAUGUUCAACUUCUGAGCCCCUCCGAGCCAAAGGCAGAAAGCCCAGCCAGCAGUCAAACGAAGCCUCAAGCGGUGGUUCCCACAGCACAGCAACCCGGCAAAGGGGAUGCAGCAAGGGGAACCACCGUCACCUCUCCGCUGGGAAGCGCUGAGCAAAGGCGAGUCCCCAGGCAACGCGGCCGAUUUGAUUGGCACAAGGCAUGCAAGCUCCACCCCCCAGUCAUUCUUAGACUCCUUAUUGGGUGAGCAACGCAGCCAAGCAACACAGUUGGAGCCUCCCUCCUCCCUGGCUGGCAGGGAGGGAGGGAGAGGAGAUGCUUCUUUUGAAACCUGGUGAAUUUAAGGGACAUCAUCAAUAAGGGACAGCAGCGGGAGACAGCGCUGGGGUAAGGGACUUUCCCACCAAAUAAGGGAUGGUUGACAGCUAUGUAGAAUCGUGUAAUCUGUUCUGUUGUUGUUGUUGUUGUGGUGCACCUUUAGAUGAGGUGUGUGACAUGCAGUGGAGCCAGACAUAAAGCAAAAGCGAAACACCUGAAACAUCAAAAGCGAUGCCAGAUGUGUUCAGGUAGCGGACGUAAGAGGUAAGUUUUUUGAGGUGGGAUAUUCUUUCUCUCUCUCUCUCUCUCUCUCUCUCUGAUAGAUACUACUUUACUUAUUAAAUACUUAGGAUAAUUUCUGCCAACACCAAUGGAACUUAAGAAUUAAAUAAAUCAAGGGAGUCCUACUAUAAAACGAUAAAUCCCAAUCCAAAAGCAAAGGCAUACACACAUACGUAUAUCUAUUGCAGGAGCUCUUAGAGUCUUUUCCUGCAGUGAUUGCCCCAUUAGCUGAACCACCGAUUACCUGAAAGGAAGAGCUGACAUGAAAGGGAGGCUUGACUGUGUUGCCAUGGUGACAGAGAUGCUUCUUUCCAUGCAAGGAAGGCUGGCCGAAUUGGGGUGAGGGGUGGGUGUGCUGCUAUCCCCCCUGCAGCUGGUUAUUCAUAAGCUAAGGAGGGCUGCCCACAGAAGCUUUCUAACCCAGAAAGAGAAGAGAAGGAAUGAGGAUGAUUUCAUGCCCUCUGCUCAGCCGAGUCAUGGUUGUCCCCCUUCUCAUUUAAUCCCCACAGCAACCCUGUUAGGUAGGUAAGGCUAAGAGGCAGUCAUUGCCCCUAGGUCACCCAGAUAGCUUUAUAGCUGGGUGGGAUUGGAACUCUGAUCUUCCAGGUCCUAGUCUCACACUGUGACCACUGUUCCACACUGGCAUACAGGGAAAUAAAGAAAUGGUGAGCACCUCUGCAUGCUGGCCAUGUUUUUGUGGUGGCAAUAUGUAGGCAAGAUCUCCCUACGGCUCAACGGACCCAUCAAAUGCAUUGCUAGACAUGCAGGCACUGCAUAUAUGGGAUGGCCUACAGGUACCUCCUAGGUGUGAGCCCAGCAGUCCCAUGACUCCCCAGUGUAGUGGUUAAGAGCAGUGGUCUCGUAAUCUGGUGAACUGGGUUCAAUUCCCCCCCCCCCCAUGCAGCUGCUGGGUGACCUUGGGCUAGUCAAACUUCUCUGAAGUCUCUCAGCCCCACUCACCUCACAGAGUGUUUGCUGUGGGGGAGGAAGGGAAAGGAGAUUGUUUUUUUUUAAAUAAUAUUUAUUACUUUCCAACAAUUUAGACAUUACAUAGAAAAAGAAAACAAACAAUACAAUACAAUACAAAAACAAUACCUAACACUAAACUAACAAAAACAAUUUAAACUAAGAAAACCAAACAAAAACAAUUUAAAACCCAUCAAAUAGUUUCAGUCUUUCAUUCACUUAUUUCCAUGACCUCCUCACACCUCCCUUUUUGUAUUCCACUUCUAUUAGUUGUUUCAGCAAUUCCUUUCCAACUUCCUCUGCUUUCUAUCCUAUAAUUAUCUUAACACCUUUUAACCUUAUUUUCCCCUUUAAUUCCAUAUUAAUCUAUUUAUACUUAAUUCCUUAUAACAUUUCUACUGAAGCCAUAUAACUUCAUUCCAACAUUUUUCUAACAUUCAUUAAUUUUACAAUAUUUCUGUAAAUAUUCUUUAAACUUUUUCCAAUCUUCUUCCACCGACUCUUCUCCCUGGUCUCGGAUUCUGCCAGUCAUUUCCGCCAGUUCCAUAUAGUCCAUCAACUUCAUCUGCCAUUCUUCCCGGGUGGGUAAAUCUUGUGUCUUCCAGUACUUCGCGAUGAGUAUUCUUGCUGCUGUUGUAGCAUACAUAAAGAAAGUUCUAUCCUUCUUUGGCACCAGUUGGCCGACCAUGCCCAGAAGAAAGGCCUCUGGUUUCUUCAGGAAGGUAUAUUUGAAUACCUUUUUCAUUUCAUUAUAAAUCAUCUCCCAGAAUGUCUUAAUCCUUGGGCAUGUCCACCAAAGGUGAAAGAAUGUACCUUCGAUCUCAUUACAUUUCCAACAUUUAUUAUCGGGCAAAUGAUAAAUUUUUGCAAGCUUGACUGGGGUCAUGUACCACCUAUAGAUCAUUUUCAUUAAAUUUUCUCUUAAAGCAUUACAUGCCGUAAAUUUCAUGCCUGUGGUCCAUAACUGUUCCCAGUCAGCCAUCAUUAUGUUAUGUCCAACAUCUUGUGCCCAUUUAAUCAUAGCUGAAAGGAGAUUGUUAGCCAGUUUGAGAUUCCUUAGGGUAGUGAUAAAGUGGGAUAUCAAAUCCAAACUUCUCCUCCUCCUCCUCCUCCUCCUCCUCCUCCUCCUCCUCCUCCUUCUCUUCUUCUUCUUCUUCUUCUUCUUCUUCUUCUUCUUCUUCUUCUAUUGCUAUGUGCACAGGCUCAGAACCUGAGUAGCCUGCAUGCCCAGCUCCGGGAAGGGCAAGGUAACUGGAUUUCUAUUUAUGGAAGACAUGGAUAGGCUGGCCCUUCUAGGUAAAGGCUGAGAACAUUGCAGUAUACUUGGCAGGCACUAUAGCAAGCACUAUGUCCAUCCAGAUUGGGCCUGGCAGGGACGAAAGUAGGGAGCUAAUGGGCUCUCCUGAACUCUGGAGGGGGGAUCCUUGCAGCAUUUGCAGGUACACAGGUGAGACAGAGAAGAAGGAACAAAAGGGAUAAGAAAAAUAUAAACCCAGUUCAUUUCUUCGCAAUAGAUUCUACAUUUUUGGGCUUUUAUCCGUUUACUCAAUAAGCAUAAGCAUAAGAAUAAGAAUAGCAGCAGCAAUAGCAAUAGCAAUACAGUGGUACCUCGGGUUCCAUACGCUUCAGGUUCCAUACGCUUCAGGUUCCAUACACUUCAGGUUACAGACUCUGCUAACCCAGAAAUAAUACCUCGGGUUAAGAACUUUGCUUCAGGAUGAGAACAGAAAUUGUGCUCCGGCGGCGCAGCAGCAGCAGGAGGCCCCAUUAGCUAAAGUGGUGCUUCAGGUUAAGAACAGUUUCAGGUUAAGAACAGACCUCGGAACGAAUUAAGUACUUAACCUGAGGUACCACUGUAGCAACAACAUAGUACUGCCCAGCAAUGCAAACCAGCCAAACUUCAAUGAUUAAGUAUUGAAUUGACAGAUUUCCAUUCCAAAUAGGUCUGACACCCUCAAGCUGUAGAUGAGCUGUGACUUCCUAAAUCUCAUCUGUACAAUGAUAACGUGCAUAUGAAAACCAAUGAAAGUACCUCUGAGCCCAAUAUUAACUUUUUAUACAAGGAAAAUAUUUUUGAAGGUUAUGUCUAUACAGAGGUACUCAGGGCUCAGAGGUACUUUGAUAGGUUUUGUUAUGCACAUUAUCAUUGAGAAACAAGGCUGAUGACACCAUCUGGUUGAGUGAUCCAAAUCUCACCUAAUCCCAUGGAAAAACUUCCAUUUUCCAUUUACAGUAAUACCUCCGCGAACGUCUGCCUUAUCUAGCGUCCAUUCCGGCGAACGUCCGUGGCAAACCCGGAAGUACUGGAACGGGUUACUAUCCGGGUUUGCCGCUCACACAUGUGCAGAAGCGCAAAUGCAGCGCUUUGCCCUGCAUCUUUUUCGGCUAGUGGCCGGGGCUCUGGAACGGAUCCCGGCCGCAAAACGAGGUACGACUGUACCAUAUUUUACAGAGCCUUGUUUUCUUCUGACACCUUCUCCUCCCAGGUUGUCUGCAGUAUGCAGAACCGCUGCCCUUCUGCUUCUCCGACUGCUGAACUAAUUGCCUUUACAAAUGAUCUUUAAGUGAUGCAAAGUAGCUCACCAUUCUUUUAAACUGUUUUUAUUAGGCUCCAUUAUGCUUAAAAUAACAGAGAUGGCAUUGCGGGAUAAUCGUGGCAAUAAUUUUGAAAGCGGGAUCCAUUGGGGCUAGCAACAUCUUAAAGUGCUUUCAUAAAUCAGCUGUUAACUGCUGCUAAUCUGCGUCAUGUUGAUGCAAUCCAAAUUUGCCAAGAACAAACAUAUGCUUUCUACAUCUGUUGUAGGCAGAAUGGCACUUUCCUUGAAAAGGGUCACCUAGUCUUCUAUAGUUUUUAGGGAAACGGCCAUUUUGUGCAGAUGAGCAUUUCAUUUCCUUCAAUGACAUCCUUGUUACUCAGUGAUCUCUGUGCUGGCACAAAUCAUGCAAUUUGAGCAACUUGCUGUUGAGUGUUGAAGUUAAAUAUGUAAAAACACUUCUCCCCUUUUAGCUCCUAAACAUUUACUUCCGGGGUGGCGCCAUCGGUAAUGGCGGAUUCCCUCUGAUCCGGAGGGACCAGCUCCAUGGGAAACGGGUAUUUCCCGCUACAGCGAAGCGGGGACCCUUUCAAAAAUCACAGGCGGAUGAAGCCUGUGACCAUGGGACUCGGCGGGCACCUUUAGCGCCCCCCCAACUCGCUAAGGAACCCACUAACGGGCUCCGGAGCGAAGAGGGGGAAGUGGCGCGGUGCUGAGAGUCAACUGCUUCUUCCGUGGAGCGAAGCCGCACAGCCGUUGCCGGAGAGCGCUGCCUUUUUCCUGGGACAAUUUGGCUUUUAAAACAAUUACCCGUGAGUACUUAAAUUUCGGACAAUUGGACUUUAAAUAAUGAUUUGCGAGUAGAAAGGAAAAUUGGACUGAGAAAUUUACCUCAAUUUGGCACUGAAACGGGAAGGUCUAAACAGGAAGUCAGCCUUCCAUUUCUUGUAGAUAGAUUAAAGCAAAGACAUGGCAAACUAGAGUUCAGAAAAUCGCUUGUAAAGGAUUAACUUUCAUCAUUUAAAAUUGUUGAACCCCCUUCGGAAGCAGGAGAAGAGGGGGAAUUUUUUCUGGACUGUUUAAACCUGCAGAAGAGAGUGUAACGCAAAGUAACUUUCCACCGUCUUGAUCCUGGAGCGGGGUGUCAGGACUGACGUUCUUUGGGAAGCUCAUUGACCAGAGACAAACGUCUUUGACAGAUAGUUAAAAGAAGAGAAACAUAGUGAUUCCAUUGUUCCCCUUCGCAUUUUAAAGGAACAAAUAUUGACAAAAUAUCUGAAAAAGGAAACUUUGUUGUUUAAAUCUGCCUUUAAAAGAAAAGAACAAAUAGAAGCUCUUCCCCUAGAGGAAGCCUGUGAAACUGUUACCAAUUCUGAAUCAGGGAGCUUGCAGCUGCAACAGAUUACGAUCGUGGGAACAGACUUCUGACCUUGCAGAACAAUGUAUUCAGAAGCUCUGCUGCGUGCUUUCUGUAAAACAAGUGCCCUACUGGAACAGCUAAAAGAGAAGAGGGACUUGAUGACUGCUGCGAUCAGAAAUUUUGGACAGGUAGUGGGAAACUAUAUAGAGCCCACCCAGGAAUCAAAUCAGGAGUGUGCUCUGACAGAACAGAUGAGGGAAGAGGAUGUUGCUGAACCUUGGGCGCCAGAGAUGGAGGGAGCUGUGGCCCAGCAGGAACAUGAGUUUUUGGAUUUGACAAAUGAACUUGGAAAAAGCCAGAUUUGGAAAGAUAAAGUUUGGUUUGGUUUGGAAAUGGGGGGUUGGCUAGACCCCCCUAUGCAGGGAUGUUUGGACUUUUCAAGUCUGGCAAUGGGCCGUGAGAUGUUUGGGGUUGAGGGGGCUCUCAAUUCUGGAGGGACUUUGAAACAUGUUUUUAAAUACCACAUGGAGUUUAGUGUGGACUAUGGAAAAGGGGCUGAUUUGUCGAGAAGGGUCAAAAACACUGUUAAGUUGGAGUUCCCACGAGUGAAAGGAGCAGGAGACAAAGUAAAGUACAGGUAUAAAUAUGAAGAAGAGGGACAUGGAAGGGACUUAAGGGCCUCGGACAUAAGAUUACCAGGUUAAUGCGCUAGAUUGAUGGGAUAGAAAGGACUGACAAAACCCGGGACCAGGAGGAAGAGACGCUGGAUGAAGAUUGGAAGAAAUUUUUUUUUUUUUUUUUUAGGAUUGUUUUAUAAAAUUGAUGAACGUUAGAAAAAUGUUGGAACGAAAUUAUUUAGCUUUAGCAAAAAUGUUUAAAGAAUUAUGUAAGAAUAUUAUGGUUAUGAGAAAUUGGUAUAAAUAAGAUCUAAGUUUUAAGUUUUAAGGUCUUUUAUAGUAAGAUAAGAUUAAAAUAGAUUAAGGUAAUGUAAUGACAGAAUAUUAUGAAAUAUGGAAAGGAUUUGCUGUGACAAUUAACAACUAGGAUACAAAAAAAAGGGAGGAGGUCAAAGAAAGAAGGUAAUGGCAGUUAAGGAUUUGAGAAUAUUGGAUUUGUUUUUAAAUGUUUGUGGCAUAUUUUUGUCUUUUGAUUGUGUUGUGUUAUCUUUUGAUUUUGAUUUUUAUCAAUUUGUAUUGUUUGAUUGUGGUUUGUUUUUCCUUUGUUUUUUCUCUCUCUUUUUCUUUCUUGUUUUUUUUUGUAAUUUUAAAAUUCUUAAUAAAUAUCAUUAAAAAUAAAUAAAUAAACAUUUACAUUGGUGGUUAGGGUGGCUCAUAAUGGAACUAAACCAAAGCAAGACCAUAAUACAGUGGUACCUCGGGUAACAUACACUUCAGGUUACAUACACUUCAGGUUACAUACGCUUCAGGUUACAGACUCCACUAACUCAGAAAUAGUACCUCAGGUUAAGAACUUUGCUUCAGGAUAAGAACACAAAUCUUGCUCCGGUGGUGUGGCGGCAGCAGGAGGCCCCAUUAGCUAAAGUGGUGCUUCAAGUUAAGAACAGUUUCAGGUUAAGUACGGACCUCCAGAACAAAUUAAGUACUUAACCUGAGGUACCACUGUACUUCCAGCCCUUCCCCUUCUGACAACUGCUUUCCUAUUCUGUUUCUCACUCAGUUUAAAGGGUCUAGCGGGUCAUUGGGAGAACCAGAUGCUAUCCACUAGAUGCCAUCAUUGAUGGCUUAUGUGGAUCCAAAGGAGACAUAUAUGAAAACUCCCUGAGAAAUAUUAUUAGUUUUAGGGCCAAUCUAGGUGAGGCAGUGGAGAACCAUGCCCAUCUUUGAUUUGACUAAGCCUAUGGUUUUGGAGUAGGGUGCAACUCUUUCUUCAGUGCCAUUUUCCCCCCUGACCUAAAUCAAUUUGCCUUCCGCACUGGGGCAAAUAGCAGCUUUAAGGGAAGAGGAAGAUUCAGAUCAGAAAAGUCGAACCCAAGCUAAAGAGUUAACUCCCCUUCCAGACACCAGCAAACUGACCCAAUUGUGGCACAGCUACUCCUUUUUUUAUUUUUUAUCUUGAGAUGUUGGGAAAUCUGACCACAAAACUAGAUUAGUCUCUCUGGUAGUGUACAGCUUAUUAAAAUUUCUUUGGGUGCCUUCAACAGUUCUUGAAUAUUUCACCAGAACAGAGGCUUGGAAUUUGCCUCAAAAUUUGCCUUCAGAUGAAAUUCAGUGGUAAUUCAAGUCACAAGUGUUAUAUAUUUGCCUACUGGUUUUAUCUUAUAUUUUGUAUUUAGUUUCUUAGGUUGUGCUUUUUUUAUACUGUCCUCCUGCUUAAAAUGGGGUGGAUCACAUUUUGAAUAAAUCAAUACAUGCACAAAGUUCAAUUUUACAUCUAAAAGGUGCAGCACCUGUUCUGGAAGAGGCAGCAAAACCUGUACGACGUGCCAUGGAGAGAAAAAGUUGCUACACUACAUCCAGCUAACAGUAACUUGGUAUGUUGUCUUCUUCGUGAUGUUGCUCUUUUCGUCAUCAUUCUCUGAAAUUAAUUGCCUUGACUGCCAAAGGCUCUUAUAUUCAUAUGUGUGAAGUGUUUGUUAAUACUAAGAUUCUGUGGGUGCUUUGCAACAUAAAUUAGACUAGACCCUAUAGGGAGGGGUGGGGGAGAAAUUUAAAGGCAAAUAUACCUAAAUCACACUUUCUGAAAUCUGUGAUCUGAAACAAAGCCAUUCUUCAAAAUGUGCACUUCUCCAGAUUUUGGAAUGUAGUUCUGCAACCAAAUAAAUGUAUAUAUUAGGGAAGAAUGUGUAUAAAAAUGCAUCUAUUAAUGAAAAUUAUAUUAAAUAUGUAUAAAAUUAGGGGAGAUGGCUUUGCUAAUAUGGGUAUAUCAGGGAAAUUGCAUACAAGUGUGUGUGUAUAUAGGGAGGGAUUCACUGAUGAUUUUCCAUGAGGACUUUUUUUAAAACAACAAAAACAACAGUUUUGUGUCAAAACGUGGAGUAGUGAACUUAGCACUGGAAAUAUGGGAAGCAGAGAGACACCUGUCUCAGGCAGAUAUAUUAAAAAGAAGCUCUUUUAUCACACCCCCUUCCACAUGUCCAUCUAAUAUGUCUUAACCAUUUUGACCUACUUGCUUUGAAAGUAUAAGGUGGGGGUAUGAAUGCGUACACACACACACACACACACACACACACCAAUCAGGGGCUAUACACAGGAAACAUGAUAACUGACAAGAUAAACAGUGGUGUAUUCUUAUUUUUUUAAUUGCAAACUAUGAAAGCAAGUAGGCUUUUUUUUUUUUUUUUUUUGAUUAAAUGAAAUCACAGAGCAUAAACAAUUUCCUGCUAUCUUUGCUUUUUGGUGGACCCACUAAAAUCCUGAACUUCAAUGUUUCCCCCACUCUGGGCAACAAUAAUUUCUCUGUCAAGGGAAGGCCAAAAGUGGUUUCAGAAUGUUUAUGUGUGAGCAGCAACCUCCAGUUUGUGUUCACCAGCAACUGGUCUCCAAAGCCUCUGUUGCUGAUACUGUAAACACUGAAAGCCUUAUCCAUACAUUGAUAAAUAUAGACUGACACAGUGCUCUGAAUCCUUCUUACCUUGCAGGAAGAACAAUGUAUAUGAAUUCAUUUAUGAGAAUCAGUUGAACUUUCCCAGAGAACUACUCAAUAAAGUUAUGGGAGAUAACAUAUUUAAAGAUGAGAACGCUGUGGUGAGUAAAAUACAUGCCCCCCCCCCCUCCAAACAUGACUCCUGGUAUUUUCCAUAUGAAACCUUGGUGAAAAAUUACUGGAAGCAGCUGAACUGCUUAACACAAUAACUCACUCACAUCUUUCAGCCCCCUACCUUCAUGGACAAUGGAAAUCUGCUCAGAAAUCUCAUGAGAUUGCAGACUACCUACUCAAGAUUGGAGCUAAUGUUUCUGUUUGUACUUAGGAUGUUUGGAAGCUGCUAUAUAUGGAGUCAGACUAUUGGGGGUCUCUCUAGCUUAGUAGGAACGCGGGUGGCGCUGUGGGUUAAACCACAGAGCCUAGGACUUGCCGAUCAGAAGGUUGGCAGUUCGAAUCCCCGCGACGGGGUGAGCUCCCGUUGCUCGGUCCCAGCUCCUGCCAACCUAGCAGUUUGAAAGCACGUCAAAGUGCAAGUAGAUAAGUAGGUACCACUCCGGCGGGAAGGUAAACUGGGUUUCCGUGUGCUGCUCUGGUUCACCAGAAGCGGCUUGGUCAUGCUGGCCACAUGACCCAGAAGCUGUACGCCGGCUCGCUCGGCCAGUAAAGCGAGAUGAGCGCCGCAACCCCAGAGUCGGCCACAACCGGACCUAAUGGUCAGGGGUCCCUUUACCUUUACCUAGCUUAGUACUGUCUACACUGGCUGGCAGCAGCUGUCUCAGAUUUCAGGCAGGCUCUCUUCCAGCCCUAUUUGGAGAUGCCUGAGAUUGAAUUUGGGGCCUUUUCGCAUGCAGAGCAUGUGCUUUCCCCCUGAGCCAUGCUGCUUCCCCCGUUUGAUGUUGCUAGCAAGCCACCAGUAUGUCACUAAGUAUUUGUUCAAUGCAUUUGCUCUCUAUAGAUAACAUUCACGCCGCAUCUCUCCCAUAUUCCGAUAAUGUCAAAUUCCAUUUUUACAUGCAUGUUUUUCUUCCUCUUGCUGGUAGAGAUAAAUCUGAAAACAUAAUGGCAAUAUUAUAUACCAAAGACUCAGGCCCUACGAAAGCUCAGCUCAGCUAUUAGGUGAUCAUCUAUUAUAAUUUCUGUGUCUGCCUUUUGAGAGCAGUUGAUGAAGAUUCAGUGUUCUUCCUAUUGGUAUUAACAAUUCCAGAAUGGAAGAAUAAAAUGCACCAUAUCCAGCAAUUUCACAUCCACCAUGUUCAUCUCAUUCAUAUUCAUAGUAUGUAAAUGAUACGGCUUUGGUUCUACAGCUCCUGAUAUGCUACUCUAACAGAGCAUGAUGCUGAGCAAAUCCCCUGCAACUGAUGAAAGUGAUGGACAGGCUUAGACUAGAAAAGUGGCUGGCUGCUCUUAUUUCAUCUUGCUAGACAAUGCAUUAUACACAAUGCCCCAGCAGACUAAGUGAAAUGGCCAUUACCUUAACUCAUUUGCCUAGUGUGUUAAUAAAGCAGGGCUGGAUCUAGACACAUCAAAAAAAUGUUUCAGGAAAACGUGUUGCAAAGUUCAUAAUGGGAAAUCACGUUGCUGAAGGAGCGGACUCUACAGCGCCAUCUGGUGUCACAAUGCUGUAACGCAUUUAAAACACACACUCUUUUCUUUUCUUUUACUAAUGUAGCUGAGUCCCAGGUUGGGAGGAUAGGUGGGGAUGGUCAAAAAGGAGAUGGGUGAAGGAGGGUGAGAAUGACUCUGAUUGCCUCUUUUAAAAUUGCAGGUGUAUCCCCUUCUUGACUUCCCUUACCCUGAGAUCUCUCUGGCAUCUGAAAGAGCUAUUGCAGAGCACAGGGCCACAUUCACCAACACAUCCCGCAUUCUGCAACAGGUAUACGCAAUAGACAUGUGUUUCUAUGAUUUGUAUUUAAACAAACAUUUAACCCCAGCUAAAUAUUGGGAACUUUGAAACUGUGGGGAAAUUUCAGAGAAUCAAAUAUGUGUGGGUUUUUGUUUUUGUCAACUUUCCUUUCACUUUUGAUUCUUUGCUGUUGAAUCUAUAUGAAUCUAUCUGUUGUUCAUCAUAAUCUGUGAAUGGAAAGGCACCUUCUCUUUGCAAGAGGCACUGAGAUUCAGAGAAGGCUGCUGCUGGAUCAGGAGGAGGGAGGUGAUUUCCAUUCUGCUGCCCUCCAUUCUGUCUCCCCAACACUUCUGAGCAGGUUUACGGGGGGCGGGGGAUGAGGAAUAGGCAGAAAUCAUUUUCCCCAGUCUGUUUCCAAUGGUGGGAACAUCCUAUGAGUAGAGUUCCACUCACAGGAAUUUUGAAUACAAGCCAAUUAUAAGAAGUUGAUCUGAGCUGAAAAACUUUGUAGUGAAAGGGCAAUUCUUAACUGAUAUUCAUUCUUAAUACUCCUUUGAAAAAUGCACUUUGGUUGCUGCCAUGCUACAGACCUCAGCGUUACUCAGUGUUCCUGAGGCAUUCCUUUGCCACAAUUCCAGGGAAAUACUAAUACUGAAAGUGAACCUGUUGUAUUGAAUUACAUUGUAUUGUAAUAGCAUGCUGCACUAUUUCAUUUUAGCACCAGGUGGCAUAGAGACAACAUAUCAUCUAUGCAGCUAGUUAACUUCUGCACCCUUCAUAAAGGGUUCGUUCCCAGCCUCAACGGUAAAGGAAUUAUGUAGUCAAAUAUUUUGACUAAAUGCUUGGUUUUUAAGCAUGUUUUUUCAACUGAUGAAUCAAUUGAACCAAUUUGUUGUCCCCGAAACUCUCUCAUUGCUAAAAUAUAACCAGCAGACUAUGUCUGAGAAAUAAUAAUCACCAUAAUAAACCUUAACACGUAAAGCAUGCAGGAGCUUGAUGCAUUAUCCCAGGAGUUCCUGCAAUAACCCUGUAGAGAAUUCUGGAGUUUAGGCAUGAAGUACAUAUUUAUGAAUGAAAUAACCAUCCAGUCUUUGCGCCCUCUUCCACUAUGGAAGAAAACUUCUAAUGUUAGCUUAGGGUUGGGGGAGACAAGUAUAAAACACAACCACCUUGCAGGCUUUUCCCAAUCACCUUAGAGAGCUCCUAACACAAUCGGAGCAGCGCUGGAAGGCUGCAUUCAGCCACAACAUUCAGCGUAAGUUUUUCUAGCUUGCUUCAGCUUCACUUAUUUAUUAGACUUAUUAGUCACUUGUCACCUAGCAGGUCUCCAGGCAACUUGCCUCAAAGAAUAUAUGCAUAAAUAUAAUCUACGGUAUGUUCAAGACAUACCAACCUAGCAGUUCGAAAGCACGUCAAAGUGCAAAUAGAUAAAUAAGUACCGCUCCGGCGGGAAGGUAAACGGCGUUUCCAUGCGCUGCUCUGGUUCGCCAGAAGCGGCUUAGUCAUGCUGGCCACGUGACCUGGAAGCUGUACGCCGGCUCCCUCGGCCAAGAAAGCGAGAUGAGCACCGCAACCCCAGAGUCGGCCACGUCUGGACCUAAUGGUCAGGGGUCCCUUUACCUUUACCUAUGUUCAAGACAAUGAUGCUGUGAUGGGACACUUUAUGCGCGGAUUACAAAAUAAACGCCUGCUGUGGUAAACCUUUCUUCCACACAUAAGGGCCCCAUCAAUAAAAUCUACAUUUGAGGGGUGAGGUAAAAUUAACUUAUGAUGAUGUUAGGAAGCACACUUGUAGAGGUCAGGUACAUGCAUAUUGUAUAACACUGACGGUAAUCCUUAGCAGCUUGCCUAGUAAAAGCUGAAACAGGCCAUGUUCUGCCUCCAUUCCAAUCACAUUCACAGCCAUGUCCACUUCUGUGUGUUAGUCAAGUAGGAUUCCCUCCUGUCCAUCCAGAUUUGGCAUUUUUAUCUUCCCAGCUGCAUCUUGGCAGGUAGAGGGAUGAUCUACAGCUUUACAUGGUAUCUCUGUUGCCAGACUGUCCUACUUCAGGCUGCAGGCACAGGAAUCAAGUGUGUGUGUGUGUCCACAAAACUGUCUGUACAGUCAAUACCAGCUGUUAUUAUUAAGUAAAUUAAUCACCAAACUCUUCACCAGCAGGCCCUAGGGCGGGUUACAACAAUUUAAAAUCCAGUAUGAAAAACAGUUUAAAGGGUCACAGGAAAAGGGUUGUUCCCCAAAACACAUGUCUUGGGCGUCAAAGGCCAGAACUGAUAUACUAGUUAUGUUUACACCAAGUAUCCCACCUACCCUGUUUCUAAGUGCUUUUGAAAAAAAAGAUAAAUGGUUGCAGAUUAUUGGUAUGGGGUUUUUCUGUGAGAAAGAAUCGUGCCAUGCAGAUUCAAUCCUAUGUAAAAUCUCAUCAUAUAUAUAUAUAAUUUUUGUUAAUAUACAUUACAACAAUUAUUCAACAAAUGUUCUAACAUUUCAAACUUCAAAUCCCUUCCCCCUCUUUCUGUGGUUCUUUGCAUUUAUUUUUGUCAUUUCCUGCAUACUUCAAAUUAUCUUAUUUAUUUAUCUAUUCUCAUAUUUAUCUCAUAAACACUUUUGAAAUUGCAGGUUUAUACAACAAUCCUGCCAAUAAUCUGUUUACAGUUUGUUUGUAAAUACUCAAUAAAACAUUUCCAUUCCUUUCUAAAGAGUUUAUUGUCUUGAUUUCUUAUUCUUCCGGUAAGUUUCACCAUUUCUGCAUACUCCAUUAAUUUCAUAUUUUUCUGUUGCCUCUCAAGUGUUUUUAAUGUGUUUUAUAACUGUAACACUUUUAGCUGUUUUUAUAAUUGUAUAUUUGAUUCUUAUAAGCAGACCUGAGACCUUGUGGUUAAGAGCAAGCAAGACAUUUUAGAAACAAACAAAUAAAUUCUUGUUCUGGCUUUGUCCCUCAGCGGCAGACGAUAGAGCUAAUUCCAGUCACUGAAGUCCACUACCAGUAUGCUGAGAAGACAUACAUGUAUUACGUCUAUGGAAUGGAGAACAAGGUCCAUGCCCUGGACUAUCCAGAGAGGUAUUGUUGUGGCUGUACCAUCAUCUGACAGUGGGACACUUUGCAAGGAGGAUUCCUAGUACGAAGGAAGCUUUUCUUCUUGCUUAAUUAUCCACGGGUGUCUGUGGGUGCAAAUCAAUUCAUAUUUUUACUCAUCUGUAGCCCCGUCUUAUUUUGCUUGCCCACAGUGGCCACCAAAAGACAUAGCGAUUAUUAUAACCUAAUUGUAUUUACGCUACAGUUUCAGCCAUUAUUAAUACUGUUCCUCUUGGGAUCUAAGUGUCUGGUAAAUUUAUUGCAUAGAUGGAGAAAUUGGGUGUUGGAGUGAUGGAACUAGGAAGAACUCCAGGAAGAAAAUGUUGGAAUAAACUGUGGAGGAGAAAAAGCACUUAAAUGGAAUACAGUGGGUAAAAAUAUAAGAGGGUGCUGGAUCAGGCCAAAGGCCUCGUUGACAAUGACCAGUCAGAGGCCCUGGAAGCAGGACCUGAGUGCAACAUCAUGACUGGUAUCCAUUGAAGGCUGUAUAUUCUUGGUGGUGUCUAAGUAAGUCAUACUCAGUAUAGGCCCAAUGAAACCAAGGGACUCAAGUCCACUGAUUUCAGUGGGUCUACUCAGACCUGUAUGCCGUCCAAUAUGUUGAUUGCAGGGAUUUGAAAUUUAGAUUCUUCCAUUUGAUUUGGGAUCACUAGUGGGCAAGGCCAAAGAAGAUUGCUAGAUCUUGCUCAGAGGCUUAUUAAAAUAUAUGGAAAUAUGUAGCACUUACCUUGGAGGGGCUCAAAUGCAAGCUGGACUUUAAAAGAUGUUACGUUAGCAGAGUGUAUCACACUGUGUAGAAUAUAUUUUUGUAUGAGUAUAUUUUUUUCUUAUGCUUCAAAGUCACACUAGAUUAAUGGUUGGGCUACAGUACUGGGCAGAAUGGGAACAUCAUUAGGUCUACAUUUCAAAAAGGGAAAAUUCAGACACAAAAGUUGUUGAGCUUUUGUCCAGGAAAUUCCGGACGUAUGGCAGCCCUAGUCUACAGUACAUGCAUGUAGUUUUAGUUUUAAAAUAGUUUUUAGGAAGAUGGGAUCCAUGGUGAGGAGGCAUAUUGAGGUUUCAUGCUGGAUCUCAGAGACCAGUAUGCUUUGCAGAAAAAAGUCUUCUCAAAAGGUAGGUCUAGGAGACUCUAUUGAAGUGCAGUUCUGAUACAAGUUUACUCUUCAUAAAUGCAUGGCCAACUAUGAGCAAUCAUUCCAAGAAACCACUGAAACAAUCUCCAGUAUUCCACAUGCACCAAGCAGUUAUUUUCAUGAGUCACAAAAUUACCUACCAAAACUCCCUUAUUGAGUACAGUGGUGCCUCGCAAGACGAAAUUAAUCCGUUCCGCGAGUCGCGGUUUUUUCGUCUUGCGAAGCACGGCUAUUAGCAGCUUAGCGGCUAUUAGCGGCUUAGCGGCUAUUAACGGCUUAGCGGCUUAGCGGCUAUUAACGGCUUAGCGGCUUAAAGAAAAAGGAAACAAACUCGCAAGAACUUGCAAGACGUUUCAUCUUGCGAAGCAAGCCCAUAGGGAAAUUCGUCUUGCGGAACGACUCAAAAAACGCAAAACCCUUUCAUCUAGCGAGUUUUUCGUCUUGCGAGGCAUUCGUCUUGUGGGGCACCACUGUAUUGUACACAUUUGUAAUAUGUGAAUCCCUCUUGUCUUGCUUACCUACUUUAUCUUGUUCUAUGAUAUAGAAGAAAAAAAAUAGGGUGCUUCAUUGCUAGGCUUCUUGUUUACUGUAUUAAUCAUAUUUACACUAAUAGCAAACCUUUGUUAAAUGCUUUAUGCAGGAUUGCUGCUAUUAAUGCUUAUGGUAUUUUAGGAAAGGACUGGGAAUUUCCCCUUUUGAAGACUGUCCGCUAGAGGGAAGCAGUGGCAAAAAAACCAACCUCCUGAAUUGUUUUGGUUUAGUAGCAAAAACACACCAGAGUAGUGGCUAUGCAGUGUGUGUGUGUGUGUUUGUGUUUAUGGCAUCAUUGUUGCAUUUACUAUUCUCUUGUCAUUGUUAUUUUUAAAAUUAUACCGCUUGGGUCCUAAUCAGGUUUAUUAAGAAUUGUUCUUUCAAAUAACCAUUCUUAAAUUUGCAACCUAUUAACAGAGGACAGUUUGUCAGUGUAUGAAGUUAAUUCACUAAAAGUAAUAGGCUUAAAACCUUGCUUCACCAUCUAGCCGCAAUUUUAAUACAGAGAGUGAAAGAUGUGUGUUUUAUGAAGAAAUGAUGAACCAUAAAUUUGCUGACAGCUAAGUUCAAAGGACAUACAUCCAGAAACAGCAUCAAACGUUCUAUUAUAUAUGUAAAUUUAAUAGCUGCUUCAAACAGGUACUAUAUGGUGGUGAACCAAAAUAAAGAACAGCAUUAAUCUUGGAUUAGGGUUUCUUUGCACAUUAUAAAGAUUUCUCAUAACUUGCACUAUUACAGUCCCUUAAAGAACUUCUAAACGCUUUCUCUCAGUCAGCUUUUUACAGACUCUUCUUAUUUUACCUAAUUCCAGCUCAACAUAUGAUAUGUUGCCAUUUAUGAAAGUGUAUGCUGUUUUAUAGUAAAAAGCUUCUAAAAAGGUAGCCUUAAGGUGCCAUUAAGCGCAUUUCUUUUACCUGAAGUAAAGGGGCAUAUGGAGUGAGAAAGAAAUAAAAAUUAGGCAAGAUCAUGCACAUGACACAAAAUGUUUGUUCACUGCUCCCUUUAACUGUGUAACCAAAUACAGUUGUAAAUGCUGUUGGAUAUGUAUGAGUUGGAAAGAAGCUGCAUUGUGAAAUUAAAUAUCUUUUUUGAAAAAAUAA